Molecule: messenger RNA, 3362 nt
Organism: Heteronotia binoei (common prickly gecko)
Lineage: Eukaryota; Metazoa; Chordata; Lepidosauria; Squamata; Gekkonidae
Product: bile acid receptor-like
Exons: 11
Coding region: 316-1833 (505 amino acids)
Biological process (GO): lipid metabolic process; bile acid signaling pathway; positive regulation of transcription by RNA polymerase II
Molecular function (GO): zinc ion binding; nuclear receptor activity; RNA polymerase II cis-regulatory region sequence-specific DNA binding
Source: RefSeq, a predicted model, not a curated record
UGGGAAAAUGUGACGGAGGAUCCCAAUAGCCUCUGUCCCUGAUGAUUCAGUUAUUAUUUGAUUUAUGUGGUCUUGCCGCUGCCCUUGCUCUGACCCUUGGGACGACUGUAUGGGAAGUUUCUGUCUUAGAUAGAGUGAAGCGCUGCUCUGUAAAGUGUGGAGAGUCAAAAAGAACGCAAAGGAACUGAUGAAUGCAGAAAGGCUCACUUGACUUCAGAUGAAAUAACUGGAUGCACCCCUAAAAGGAACGGUAGGAGAGGAGAUUAAUGCUCUAUGGAAAGUUUGCUUUUAAAAGCACAGAGCAGCCCAGACUGAAUGAAGCAGUGGGAGCUGGAGCAGAGCAUGGCAAACACCUAUGUGACAGUCCCUGAUGGGUACUGUCUUAGUGAGCCAAUUCAGUAUUAUGACGUUUUACCAGAACACAUCAGUUAUCCAUUGCAAGACCUUGACUUCCAGACUGCUCCUUACUGCCAAUAUUCAACCGUUCAGUUUCCUCCAGUGCUACAAACACCAUCUCCCCAGUCUCAGUACAGUGCAUACAACUUGGACUCUCAAUACAGUGAUGGGCAAUACAUCAUCAGCAACUGCGAACUCACCAAGCCCACCUGCAUGGGCGGUCAUAAUGAUGAGAGUGGAUAUCCUGGUCAGAAAAGACCCAGACUUAGUCACUCCUCCUUGAGAAUAAAGGGACAGGAAGAACUCUGUGUCGUAUGUGGAGACAAGGCUUCGGGAUAUCAUUACAAUGCACUCACCUGUGAAGGCUGCAAAGGAUUUUUUCGACGCAGCAUCACCAAAAAUGCAAUCUACAGAUGCAAGAAUGGCGGUCACUGUGAAAUGGAUAUGUAUAUGAGGAGGAAAUGUCAAGAGUGUCGCCUCAAGAAGUGUAAAGCUGUGGGAAUGCUUGCUGAAUGUCUAUUGACAGAAGUCCAGUGUAAAUCAAAGCGACUCAGAAAGAAGAGCAGCUUCCUUUGUAACAUCAAAGUGGAAGAUGAGGGCGUGGACAACAAACAUGUAUCCUCUACAACUAAACCUUUAAAAGUCCAGGAAAAGAUGGAAUUUACUUCUGGGGAACAUCAGCUCAUUGAACAUAUUGUUGCUGCUCAUCAAAAAUGCACCAUUCCCCUGGAAGAAGCAAAGAAGUUUUUACAGGAAACUACCAAUCCUGAAGAGAACUUUUUACGACUUUCAGAAUCAGCUGUGGUUCAUGUGCAGGUAUUAGUGGAUUUUACAAAAAGACUCCCAGGUUUUGAAAACUUAGCCAAUGAUGACCAGAUUGCAUUGCUGAAGGGCUCCACAAUUGAAACAAUGUUUUUACGUUCUGCCCAGAUAUACAAUGAGCAAGCUAUUGAAUACCAGUCAUCAUUCAGUGAAAGCCAUGCAAAAUUUUCUCACCAUGCUGUGUGUGGUCAAGAUAAAAAUACUAUUUACUCUAUAGAAAUGCCUCAUAUGGAAGAAAGUCCAACAUCAACUACUACAACAGGUAUUACUGAAGAAUUUAUUACUGCACUAUUUUACUUCUACAGAAGCAUGGGAGAACUUAAUGUGACUGAGACAGAAUAUGCUCUGCUUGUUGCAACUACUGUAUUUUUUUCAGAUCGUCCACUCCUAAAAAACAAACAACAUGUGGAGAAACUCCAGGAACCAUUUUUAGGAAUUCUGUACAAGUAUUCAAAAAUUUAUCACCCUGAAGAACCACAACAUUUUGCACGUCUCAUUGGACGACUCACUGAACUCAGAACCCUCAAUCACAACCAUUCAGAAGUGCUAGUAACUUGGAGAACAAGGGAUCCUAAGCUAACCUCUUUACUUUGUGAAAUUUGGGACUUGCAUUAAUCAAUUUUUGAACUGCUUAAUUGCUACGCCAAAAAACCCGUUCUCUUUCUCAACUGGUGUACUCAUAUUAAAAAUCUCAUUUAUGCUAAAUGAGUACAGAUUCCUCUAAAAUACUGUUCUGUAAUAAUUAUUUAAAAUGUAUCUUUGAAAAAUGUUACAGCUGAAAAAUCUAACAACAUAUGCAAUCCAUGAAACUUUAUUGCUGUGUCCGUAAAAGGAAUAUGGAAGCACAUUUAUAAAGUUAAGAGUCUACAAUUCUGUCAGUUUUUUACAUGCCACUAUGCAUACUCCAUGCCCAAGAAGGCUGCCAACAGGAAAUAUGAAGAAGAGGCAGAAAACUCCUGCAUACAAGGUUGAACACUAAAGAGAAUGGGGAGGCAGCAAUGUGUGUGGUGGAGACUGGGUUGGCUCCCAACUAAGUAUGGUAGGUAUCAUAUUAAAAAUACAGUAUAUAAAACAAUUUAAGCCUCCAUGGUCUCUUAGUCCUCAAGAAACACAUACAGGCUUAAAUGGACAUUGCAUCUCAUUUAAGCAUCCUAAAAAAGAUAUUUAUAUCAUCCCAGUGUCUGAGGUGGAUGCUGGUUGAUUCCAUGGAGAGCCAGUGUGCUGUAGUGGUUAAGAGUGUAGACUCUCAUCUGGGAGAACUGGUUUGAUUCCCCACUUCUCCACAUGCACCUGCUGGUGUGACCUUGACUUAGUUACAAGUUCUCAGAGGUGCUCUCUUGAAAGAACUCAGCCCCACCUACCUUACAGGGAGUCUGUUGUGGGGAGAGGACGGUAAAGGAGAUUGUAUGCCGCUCUGAGACUCCAAGUGAAGGGUGGGGUAUAGAUCCAAUCUCCUCCUCCAUCUCUUCUUCUUCUGCACACAUAGCAUACCAAAAUUUGUUUCUCAAAGCCAUGUAAUUCCCAUCAUACCUACUCUUGUCAGACAAACUUGUAUUUUAAAUGUAUUAAGAUUAUUUAAUUCCCAUGGAAUAAUUAGAUAAAAAUAAGUAGGUUUUAUAAUUCAUUCCCCCACUGACACAACUUUUGAAAGGAAAAGUGCAUUACAUAAAUUGAAAUCAGUGAAAAAUGAAGUGAGUUAUGACUACCAGUAAAAUCCUAUUCAGAGCUACACUUUUCUAAGCCCAUAAUGUUCAAUGGAUUUAAAAGGUCUAACUGUUUAGGACUGCUUUGUUUACAAUGGACAUCAAAACGAUAUAGCAGGAUGAAUAUUGUUUAUUCAGCUUUGUAUUCUUAUUCAUAAAUAAUAUUUUGUUUAGCUAGCCCCUUCUUAUUUCCCCACCACUCUCUAUUAUAAGAAAUUUCUGAUAUUUGAACUAUAUUACUAAUUGAACUACAUCCUUAUAAAAUAAGAUGUAAAAUGAUGUUGGUGUUUUUCAUAGUGGUACUGUUAGCCUUGGAUUUAAUAAUUAUUCUUGAUAUCUGAAAUAUAGUGUACAUAGCUAGUAUUUUAAUACACAAAAUACAUUUUAUAGUGCUAUAUUUUAGAUACAUAUUUAAGUUUAAUAAAUGCACUAUUAAUCUGG